Bursaphelenchus okinawaensis is the source of this 2721-nucleotide messenger RNA. The record is from the annotation of a GenBank genome assembly. NCBI's taxonomy places the organism in Eukaryota, Metazoa, Nematoda, Chromadorea, Rhabditida, Aphelenchoididae.
AUGCUACCGCCAAACAUUGAAACUGGCGCCAAUGCCAAUGGCUCUUCACGGUCUUCCCAGUCCCGUUCCGACCCGCUGAACCAAAACAAUUGUACUGAACUAUGUGUGGUUUGUGGAGACAAGGCUUCUGGACGGCAUUAUGGUAAGUUUUGUUUUUAAAUUUUUUUUCAAAAAAAUUUUUUUAAAAAAUGUGUAUCCCUCCCCUUCUCCCGCUCUUCAUCCAACGUUAACAUAGUAUAACUUGCUCUGACUUAUUUUGCUCUACCCUACCUCGCUUUAUCCCAUCUUGCUCUACACUACCUUACUAUAUUUUAGGCGCAAUUUCCUGCGAAGGCUGCAAAGGCUUCUUCAAACGGUCGAUUCGAAAGCAAAUUGGCUACAGAUGUAGUGGUGCAAAGAACUGUCCAAUCACCAAAUAUCACAGAAAUCGAUGCCAAUUCUGCCGACUAAAAAAGUGUCUGGGCAUGGGAAUGAAAAGUGAAUGUAGGUUUUGAAAAAUUACUUUUGGUACUAUUGGUACGUCUGUUUUGUACUAUUGGUACAUAUUUUUAAUACUAUUGGAACAAGCCUUCUUUUACAUAAAAAAUUUUGAUGUUUUUAAUACUAGCGUUGUCAAAAAAUGGCAAAAAUUUUAUAAGUCAAAAAAAUUCAACUUGGUCCCCCCUGUGGAAUUUUUUCAAAAAUUUCAAAAAAUUUUUUUUUAAUUUUUUUUAAAAUUUUUAUAUUUAAAAUUGUCAAUGAAUAAUCGUUCUUUGCUUUUUUGUAUCAUCAGCAACUUGUUAAAAUUUUUAAAAACUAUAGAAAAGCAAAAAGUUUCAAAAAAUCAGCUUGGCCCCCCUGUAGAUUUUUUUCAAAAAUUUCAAAUUUUUUUUUAGUUUUGAAAAAUCGUAUCAUAUACUCAAAAACACUCUAGCUAUUAAUAUUAAAAAUCAUAUUUUCAGCCGUUCAAGCCGAACGCCGCCCAAUGCACAACCAAUCCAAUACCUUCAAUUCCGCUGAAAAUCGUGUGCCAAAUCAGUCGACCGCUUCUACCUCCAGUGCGCCUACGGUCACUACAAACUCGUUCAAUGUGUCAAAUGGAUUAUUAGAUCGUACUAACGUGAGUCCGAAGUGUGGUGAACACAAUCUUUUUAAUUUUAUCAAAUUAUGUCAUUUUUAGGCCAGGGCAUGUUUCAUCGUAUAACGUGUCGCUUUGAUCGUAUAAGAUGUCACAUCGCCAAAAUUUACAAUUUAAAGAAUAUAAAAUGUUACUUUUUACAUUUUUAAACAUUUUAAAGUACCAAAAAUUUAAUUUUUACAAACUUGUAGUACAAUAUAAAGUUAGCGUACUAAAUGAAAGCAUCAAGUACCUUUAUAUUAACCAUGCCACUUUAGUCUCCAAUCAACUCAGCCUCUUACAUGCAAGGUCUACUGGCCAUGAUGCAGAAUCAUAACAAUGAGAUCAAGACCGAACGAAAAUACUCAGAUGGCAAUGCCCUUUUGGAUGUCUGUGGCCUAAGUCCCCUGAGGCAAGAGAGUACAUCGCCUCAGGAGCAGUUCAAAACCGAGCCAAUGGACGAUGAAUCGGCCAUUGAAUCCAACCUCACGGCUUCAGCAUCACCCACCUCGUCUGGAGAAGGGUCUACGGUGUCGGAUGACAUUGGCCAGCUACAGCGAACACCGUUGUUGAAUUCAGAAUCCGCCAAGUUUGAGAUGCCUGAGCAUCACCCGUUCCCAUUGGAGUACGAUGCUAACAAUGUUAGUGAAACAGCGUCGAGAUUGUUGUUCUUGAGUGUGCAUUGGAUUAAGAACAUCAAGGCUUUUAAUAUCAAGUAGGUUUUUGAAGGAAAUUUUGGUUUUGUUACCUAAAAAUCGGAUUUUUGUAGCUAAAAUAUGAAGCCAUAGCUUAAUCUCUAGCUUAAAUCCUAGCGUAGGUUCAAGCCCAAGAACCAUCGUUAUCUUUAGCCCUAGCCAGUAAAAUUUUAAUUUUAAUUUCCAACCUUCUUCAGGCCCUCCUACCUCGAGAACACGGUCAAAACCAAAUGGUUCGACGUCUUCCUCCUCGGCCUGAUCCAACAAUCAGCCAAGUUCGACCUGAACCGAAUGCUCACUGCCGUUUCCGUCAACAUCGUAUCUCGUUUGUCGAGCGAUGGCACCCUCAAUACUGAAAAGUACACGGCUUGUAUCAAGCAAAUUCGCUACAUUACCACGCUGGCACAACGUAUCACCGCCCUCAAGCUGAGUGAUAUGGAAUUUGCAUACCUGAAAACAGUCGCUUUCACCGCCAACGAUCUGCCACCGGUCGAUAACUACGAUGGUAGUCAUUUCGGUCGACAGCUGAAUGCCCAAGCUUGCCAGGAACUUUUCGACCAUUUGUUGGGUCAGUUGGCGGUUCAUGAUGAUAGUCAGUCUGAUAAUGGCUCAUCGGCCGCUACGACAACCACCAUGCACUCGAACUUGAGUCAACUGUUGGGGAACAGUGUGAACACGUUGGUGCCAGUGCUCCACUCCAGCUUGGAGAGGCAUUCCCAGUUGAUGCAGGUGUUGCCAUGGUUGAGAUGGUUUGAUUUGGAGCUGAUGGUCGAGGUCUUCUUCAGUGGAGUCAUUGGUAACAUGCCAUUUGAUGCGGUGGUGCCAGUUUUGUUGAAUAUGGAUGUGAUGCAUGUGUUCAAUAGCACGUUUUAUCAGGCGUUGAGAGAAGAGGACAAGGUUAUGGUUAAGCAGGAGGAGGCGGCACAUUGA